AUGGGGGCUCCCCUUCAACCCCCCCCCCCCGCCGUGCACUGCAGGUUGGAGCGGACGCAUGCGCGGCUGCAGGAGCUGUGGCAGCAGCUGCACGGGGACAUGCAGGCGUUGCAUUCCUGGCAGCUGCUGCUGCGCGACAUCCGACACAUCCAGAGCUGGACGCAGCUCACGCUGCGCACGAUGGCGGCCGAGGAGUGCCAGCGGGCGCUGCGCAGCCUGGAGACGCAUUACCAGCAGUUCCUGCAGCACAGCGCCGACGCGCGCUGCUUCCAGCCCGACGACCGCAUGCAGCUGCAGCGCGACUACAGCGCCUGCACGCAGAACUACGAGCUGCUGCUGCGCGCGCAGGAGAAAGGAGAGCAGGAGGAGACGCUGCGGCGCAGUUACAUCUCGCAGCUGAAGGACAUCCGGCUGCAGCUGGAGAGCUGCGAGAGCCGCACCGUGCAUAAACUGCGCCUGCCCCUCGACAACGAGCCCAGCACCGAAUGCGCACAGCGCAUCGCCGAGCAGCAGGAGAUCCACCGCGAGUUGGAGGGCAUCCGUGAGAACCUGGAUGCGGUGAGCGCGCGCUCGGCGCAGGUUUUGGCGCAGCCCGAGGACGGAGCGUCGGCGCCGCUGCUGCGCUCCGAGCUGGAGGUGACGCUGCAGAAGAUGGAGCGCGUCUACAGCCUGUCCUGCAUCUACCUGGAGAAGCUGAAGACGAUCGCGGUGGUGAUCCGCAGCACUCGGGAGGCCGAGGAGCUGCUGCAGCUCUACGAGGAGCAGCUGAAGAGCGCCCACGCGGUGCCCGCCGACCUCCCGGAGCUCGAAGGCUGCUGCCAGGAGCUCAAGCGGCUGCGCUCGCAGUCGGCCGGGCACGCGGCGGCGUUUGCAGCGCUGCAGGAGGAGCUGCGCCGAGCGCGGGCGGUGAACGAGCGCAUGGAGCGCGGGCACGGCGAGGGCGACGCCGACCUGCAGCGCUUCGGGCAGCGCGUGGAGGCGCUGCUGCGGCGCUGGGACGCGGCGCUGGCGCAGAUGGAGCUGCGGCUGCGCGACCUGCAGCUGCUGGGCCGGAGGCUGCGCUGCUACCGGCAGAGCUGCGACGCGCUGCAGGAGUGGAUCCGCGACGCGCGGCUGCGCCAGGACGGCAUCCAAGCAGUGCCCGUCGGGGACAGCGCCGCCGUGCGGGAGCAGCUGCUGCAGCAGAAGAAGCUGCUGGAGGAAUGCGAGCAGCAGAAGGAGAAGGUGGAGGAGUGUCAGCGCUACGCCAAGCAGUACAUCGACGCCAUUAAGGACUACGAGCUGCAGCUCAUCACCUUCACGGCGCAGUUGGAGCCGCCGGCAUCGCCCGCCAAGAAGGCCAAAGUGCAGUCGGCGGCCGACAGCGUCAUCCAGGAGUACGUGGAGCUGCGCACGCGGUACAGCGAGCUGACGACGCUCAGCAGCCACUACAUCAAAUUCAUCACAGAGACGCUGCGGCGCAUGGAGCACGAGGAGAAAGCGGCCGAGAAGCUGAAGGAGGAGGAGCGUCGGCGCCUGGCGGAGGUGGAGGCGCAGCUGGAGGCGCAGCGGCAGCGGGCCGAGGCGCAGGCGCGGGCCAAGGCGCAGGCGGAGGCGGAGGCGCGGGAGCUGCAGCGGCUGAUGCGGGAGGAGGCGGCGCGGCGCGAGGCGGCGGCGGCGGACGCGGAGCGGCAGAAGCGGAACGUGGAGGAGGAGCUGCGGGAGCUGCGGCGCAGCUCGGAGCGGCAGGCGGAGAGCAAGGCCAAGCUGGCCGAGGAGGCGGAGCAGAGCCGCGCGCGGGUGGAGGAGGAGAUCCGGCUGGUGCGGCUGCAGCUGGACGGCACGGAGCGGCAGCGCGCGGGCGCCGAGGCGGAGCUGGCGGAGCUGCGGGCGCGCGCCGAGGAGGCGGAGCGGCAGAAGCGCGCGGCGCAGGAGGAGGCGGAGCGGCUGCGGCGGCAGGUGGCGGACGAGCGGCAGCGGAAGCGCGAGGCCGAGGAGGAGCUGCGGCUGCGGGCGGAGGCGGAGCGCGAGGCGGCGCGGGAGCAGCAGGCGGCGGCGGCCGACCUGGAGGCGCUGCGGCUGCGGGCGGAGGAGGCGGAGCGGCGGCGGCGGCAGGCGGAGGAGGAGAAGGAGCGGCAGGUGCGCGCGGCCGAGGAGGCGGCGCGGCGCAGCGCGGAGGCGGAGCUGCGCGGCAAGCGGCUGUCGCUGGCCGAGAAGGCGGAGCGGCUGGAGCGCUCGCUGCGCGAGGAGCACACGGCCGUGGAGCAGCUGCAGGAGGAGGCGGAGCGGCGGCGGCGGCUGCAGGCGGAGGCGGAGGCGGCGCGCGAGGAGGCGGAGCGCGAGGCGGAGCGCUGGCGCCUGAAGGCCAACGAGGCGCUGCGGCUGCGGCUGCGGGCCGAGGAGGUGGCGCAGCAGAAGGCGCUGGCGCAGCAGGAGGCCGAGAAGCAGAAGGAGGACGCGGAGCGCGAGGCCCGGCGGCGCGCCAAGGCCGAGGAGGCGGCGCUGCGGCAGAAGGAGGCGGCCGAGGCGGAGCUGGAGACGCAGCGCGCGCUGGCCGAGGGCACGGCGCAGCAGCGGCUGGCGGCCGAGCAGGAGCUGAUCCGGCUGAAGGCGCAGCUGGAGAACGGCGAGCAGCGGCGGCUGCUGCUGGAGGAGGAGCUGGGCCGGCUGCAGGAGGCGGCGGCGGAGGCGGCGCGGCGGCGCGCCGGGCUGGAGGAGGAGCUGGCCGGGCUGCGCGCCGAGGUGGAGCUGCUGCUGGAGAGCCAGGCGCGCGCCGAGGGCGAGUGGCGCAGCUGCAGCGAGAAGUCCAAGCAGCGGCUGGAGGAGGAGGCGGGGCGGCUGCGCGAGCUGGCCGAGGAGGCGGCGCGGCUGCGGGCGCAGUCGGACGAGGCGAAGCGGCAGCGGCUGCUGGCCGAGGAGGAGGCGGCGCGGCAGCGCGGCGAGGCGGAGCGCAGCCUGCAGGAGAAGCUGGCGGCCGUGGCCGAGGCGUCGCGGCUGAAGGCGGAGGCGGAGGUGGCGCUGGCCGAGAAGGAGGCGGAGAACGAGCGGCUGCGGCGCCUGGCCGAGGACGAGGCGUUCCAGCGGCGGCGGCUGGAGGAGCAGGCGGAGCAGCACCGGCGCGACGUGGAGGAGCGCAUCGCGCAGCUGAAGCGCGCCUCCGAGGGCGAGCUGGAGCGGCAGCGCGCGCUGCUGGAGGACACGCAGCGGCAGCGGCGCCAGGUGGAGGAGGAGAUCCGCGCGCUGAAGGGCGGCUUCGAGCGCGCCGCCGCCGGCCAGGCCGAGCUGGAGCGCGAGCUGGGCCGCAUCCGCGCCGAGGCCGAGGAGGCGCAGCGCAGCCGCGAGCGGGCGGAGCGCGAGGCCGAGCGGCAGCGCCGGGCCGCGGCCGAGGAGGAGGGCCGGCGGCGCGAGGCCGAGGAGCGCGCGCGCGCCAUGGCCGAGGCGGAGGAGGAGGCGGCGCGGCAGCGGCGGGCGGCGCUGGAGGAGGCGGAGCGGCUGCGGGCCACGGUGGAGGAGGCGCGGCGGCAGAAGGAGGCGGCGGAGCGCGAGGCCGAGCGGCAGGUGCAGCUGGCGCGCGAGGCGGCGCAGAAGCGCGUGGCGGCCGAGGAGAAGGCGCGCGCGGCGGCCGUGCGCGAGAAGGAGCGCGAGCUGCAGGAGCUGCAGCGGCAGGAGCAGAGCGCGCUGGAGCGGCUGCGGCUGGAGGCGGAGGGCGCGCGGCGGGCGGCCGAGGAGGCGGAGGCGGCGCGCGGCGCGGCCGAGGAGGACGCGCGGCUGUCGCGGCUGCGCGUGGAGGAGGCGGAGCGGCAGCGGCGGCGCGCCGAGGAGGAGGCGCAGGCGCAGGCGCGGGCGCAGGCGGAGGCGGAGGCGCUGCGGGUGGAGGCGGAGCGGGAGGCGGAGCGGCGGGCGCAGGCGGAGCGGGCGGCGCUGCGGCAGAGGGAGCUGGCGGACGCCGAGACGGAGGAGCAGCGGCGGCUGGCCGAGCAGGCGCUGCGGCAGAAGGCGCAGGUGGAGCAGGAGCUGGGCCGCGUGCGGCUGCGGCUGGACGAGAGCGCGCAGCAGAAGGCCGUGCUGGACGGCGAGCUGCGGCGGCUGAAGGAGGAGGCGGGCGAGGCGGCGCGGCAGCGCGCGCGGGCCGAGGAGGAGCUGGCGCGGCUGCGGGCGCAGCUGGAGGAGCUGGCGCGGCUGAAGGGGCUGGCGGAGGAGGAGAGCAAGGCGCUGGCGCUGCGCGGCGAGGAGGAGGCGCGCAAGGCGCUGGCCGAGGAGGCCGAGAAGCUGCGGCGCGCGGCCGAGGAGGCGGCGCGGCUGGGCGUGGAGGCGCAGGAGGCGGCGCGGCUGCGGCGCGAGGCCGAGGACGACCUGGCCCAGCAGCGGGCGCUGGCCGAGCGCGUGCUGCGCGAGAAGAUGCAGGCGCUGCAGGAGGCGGCGCGGCUGCGCGCCGAGGCCGAGGCGCUGCAGAAGCAGAAGGAGCUGGCGCAGGAGCGCGCCAAGCAGCUGCACGAGGACCGCGAGGAGAUGCGGCGCCGCCUGGCCCAGGAGACCGAGGGCUUCCAGAAGACGCUGGAGGCCGAGCGGCGCCGGCAGCUGGACGCCGCGGCCGAGGCGGAGCGCCUGAAGCUGCGCGUGGCCGAGCUGAGCGCGGCGCAGAGCGCGGCGCAGGAGGAGGCGCAGCGCUUCCGGCGCCAGGCCGAGGACAUCGGCGCGCGGCUGCACGAGAGCGAGCUGGGCGCCCAGGAGAAGCUGGCGCAGGUGCAGGCGCUGCAGGAGCGGCGGCUGCAGAGCGACCGCGACGCCGAGAAGCUGCGCGGCGCCAUCGCCGAGCUGGAGCGCGAGAAGGACGGGCUGAAGCGCGAGGCCGAGCUGCUGCAGCGCCGCGCCGAGGAGCUGGAGGUGGCCCAGCAGGCGCAGCUCCGCCAGGAGACGCAGUCCCUGCAGGAGUCCUUCCUGCAAGAGAAGGACGCUCUGCUGCAGAAGGAGAAGUUCAUCGAGGAGGAGAAGGCCAAGCUGGAGCAGCUCUUCCAGGCCGAGGUGGGCAAAGCGCAGAGCCUGCAGGCCGAGCAGGAGCGGCAGCAGCGGGAGAUGGAGCAGGAGAAGCGGCGGCUGCGGGCCAUGCUGGACGAAGCCAAGCGGCAGCAGGAGGAGGCGGAGGAGAGCGCGCGCCGCAAGCAGGACGAGCUGCAGCAGCUGCAGAAGCAGCGGCAGCGGCAGGAGAAGCUGCUGGAGGAGGAGAACCAGAAGCUGCGCGAGCGGCUGCGGCGGCUGCAGGAGGAGCGGCAGCGCGGCGCGGCGGCGCCCACGCGGGAGAUGAUGAUCCAGACGGACGCGGCGCCGCAGGAGCCGUCGGAGCUGCCCAACGGCCGCCACGCUUUGGACGGCCCGGAGCAGAACGGAGAGCCCGAAUUCGCCUUCCAGGGCAUCCGGCAGAAGGUGUCGGCGCGGCAGUUGGCGGCCGCCGGCGUCCUGAGCGGCCACAGCCUGGGCCAGCUGGCCGAGGGGGCGGUCAGCGUGGAGGAGCUGGAGCGGCGCGACGACGUCCGCGCCUUCCUGCAGGGCCGCGGCUGCAUCGCCGGGCUGCUGACCGAGCCCGGCCGCCAGAAGCUGAGCGUCUACGAGGCCAUGAAGCGGCGGCUGCUCAGCCCCGGCGCCGCUCUGCUGCUGCUGGAGGCGCAGGCGGCCACCGGCUUCGUGCUGGACCCCGUCGGCAACGCCCGGCUGUCGGUGGACGAGGCGGUGAAGGCCGGCGUGGUGGGGCCGGAGCUGCACAGCAAGCUGCUGUCGGCCGAGCGCGCCGUCACCGGCUACAAGGACCCCUACACCGGCGACAAGAUCUCGCUCUUCCAGGCCAUGCGGAAGGGGCUGAUCCCGCACGAGCACGGCGGCCGCCUGCUGCAGGCGCAGAUGGCCACCGGCGGCGUCGUCGACCCCGUGCACAGCCACCGCGUGCCCGUCGAGGCGGCCUACGAGCGCGGGCUGCUGGACGAGGAGACGCAGCGCGUCCUGUCCGAGGCCGGCGACGCCGCCAAGGGCUUCCUGGACCCCAACACGCAGGAGAGCCUCACCUACGUGCAGCUGAUGGAGCGCUGCGUGGAGGACCCCGAGAGCGGGCUGCUGCUGCUGCCGCUUAGCAGCCAGGCGGCCGCCGGCCCGGAGCUGCGGUGCAGCGAGCAGGAGGCCGAAGACGUCUUCAAGAAGGCCACGGUGAGCGCCCCGUUCGGCCGCUUCCAAGGGAAGACGGUGACCGUGUGGGAGAUCAUCAACUCCGAGUACUUCACGGAGGAGCAGCGGCGGGAGCUGAUCCGGCAGUACCGCGGCGGCACGGUGACGGUGGAGAAGAUCAUCCGCAUCGUCAUCACGGUGCUGGAGGAGGGCGAGAAGAAGAGGCAGCUGCUGUUCGAGGGGCUGCGCGGCCCCGUGCCCGCCGCCGAGCUGCUGGAGAGCCGCGUCAUCGACAAGGACACGUACGACCGGCUGCGGCAGGGCGACGCCACCGUGGCCGAGGUGGCCGAGACGGAGGCGGUGCGGCGCUCCCUGCGGGGCGCCGACGCCAUCGCCGGCGUGCUGCUGGAGUCCAGCGGGGAGACGCUGAGCUUCUACGAGGCGCAGAGGAGGAAGCUGCUGAAGCCGGAGGUGGCGCUGGCUCUGCUGGAGGCGCAGGCGGCCGCCGGCUUCGUCAUGGAGCCGGCGAGCGGCGGGCUGUACACGGUGGACGAGGCGGUGAAGGCCGAGGUGGUGGGGCCGGAGGUCCACGAGCGGCUGCUGUCGGCGGAGAAGGCGGUGAGCGGCUACAAGGACCCCUACACCGGGCAGACGGUCGCCCUGUUCCAGGCGCUGAAGAAGGGCUUGGUCCCCGCCGACGCCGGCGUGCGGCUGCUGGACGUGCAGCUGCGCACCGGCGGCGUCGUCGACCCGGCCAGCAGCCACCGCCUGCCCCUCGACGUCGCCUACCGGCGCGGCUGCCUGGACGCCGAGACCAAGGAGGCUUUGGAGGAGCUGCGCGCCUUCGACUGCCCCGAGAGCCGGCGGCGCGUGGGCUACGCGCAGCUGCAGCGGAGCUGCCGCCGGGACGAGCGGACGGGCUUCCUGCUGCUGCCGCUGUCGGACGCCGCCGUCCGGGCGCAGCAGGAGGAGGUGUACACGGACGCGCAGGCCGAGGAGAGCCUGGGCAAGGCCACGGUGGAGGUGCCGGCCGGCGGCCUGCGCGGGCGCGCGCUGAGCGUGUGGGAGCUGAUCCACUCGGAGUACUUCAGCGAGGAGCAGCGGCGCGAGCUGCUGCGGCAGUACAGGACGGGCAAGGUGACGGUGGAGAAGGUCAUCAAGAUCGUCAUCACCGUCGUCGAGGAGGCCGAGGGCAGGAAGAGGGAGAAGCUGAGCUUCGCGGGGCUGCGGGCGCCGGUGCCGGCCGGCGAGCUGCUGGAGGCGCGCAUCCUCAGCGCGGAGCAGUACGAGCGGCUGCGGGACGGCGGCGCCUCGGUGAAGGAGCUGGCCCAGACGGAGGCGGUGCGGCGCUUCCUGCGCGGCGGCGGCUGCGUCGCCGGCGUCUACGUGGAGGCCAGCAAGGAGAAGCUGAGCGUCUACGAGGCCAUGCGGAGGAACCUGCUGCGGGCCGGCACCGGCCUGCUGCUGCUGGAGGCGCAGGCGGCCACCGGCUUCCUGCUGGACCCGGCGACGAACCGCAAGCUCUACGUCAACGAGGCGGUGAAGGCCGGCGUGGUGGGGCCCGAGCUGCACGAGAAGCUGCUGUCGGCCGAGAAGGCCGUCACCGGCUACAAGGACCCCUACUCGGGGAACACCGUCUCGCUCUUCGAGGCCAUGCGGAAGGGGCUGAUCCCGCACGAGCACGGCGGCCGCCUGCUGCAGGCGCAGAUGGCCACCGGCGGCGUCGUCGACCCCGUGCACAGCCACCGCGUGCCCGUCGAGGUGGCCUACGAGCGCGGGCUGCUGGACGAGGAGACGCAGCGCGUCCUGUCCGAGGCCGGCGACGCCGCCAAGGGCUUCCUGGACCCCAACACGCAGGAGAGCCUCACCUACGUGCAGCUGAUGGAGCGCUGCGUGGAGGACCCCGAGAGCGGGCUGCUGCUGCUGCCGCUGCGGGAGCCCGAGAAGCCGACGGUGGUGGAGACGACGCGGCUGUACACGGAGGAGGAGACGCGGAAGGUGUUCGAGGAGACGCGGGUGGACAUCCCCGUGGGCAGCCGGGCCGGCUCCUCCAUGUCGCUGUGGGAGAUCAUGCAGUCGGAUCUGCUGCCCGAGGAGCAGCGGCGGCAGCUGCUGGAGGAGUUCCAGGCGGGCCGCGUCUCCAAGGAGCGCAUGAUCAUCAUCAUCAUCGAGAUCAUCGAGCGGACCGAGAUCGUCCGGCAGCAGAACCUCGCCUCCUUCGACUACGGCCGGCGCCGCGUCACGGCCGAGGAGCUCCUCGAGGCCAAGGUGAUCUCGCAGGAGAUCUACCGGCUGCUGAAGGCCGGCUCCAAGACCUUCCGCGAGCUGCUGGAGGACGAGGCCGUCCGCAGGUGCCUCUACGGCUCGGGCUGCGUGGCCGGCGUCUACGUGCCCUCCUCCAAGCAGACGCUGAGCGUCUACCAGGCGCUGAAGAAGGGGCUGAUGAACGCCGAGGCGGCCCGCUGCCUGCUGGAGGCCCAGGCGGCCACCGGCUUCGUGGUGGACCCCGUCAAGAACGAGAUGCUGACGGUGGACGAGGCCGUGCGCAAAGGCGUGGUGGGGCCCGAGGUCCACGACCGCCUGCUGUCGGCCGAGAGGGCCGUCACCGGCUACCGGGACCCCUACAGCGAGCAGAAGAUCUCCGUCUUCCAGGCCAUGCGGAAGGAGCUGGUGCCGAGCGAGGAGGCCCUCAAGCUCCUGGACGCCCAGCUGGCCACCGGCGGCGUCAUCGACCCGCGCCUGGGCUUCCACCUGCCCCUGGAGGUGGCCUGCCACCGCGGCUUCGUCAACAAGGAGACGGCCGACCUGCUGGCCGAGCCCAGCGAGGUGCGCAGCUUCCCGGACCCGUCCACCGACGAGAGGCUGAGCUACACGCAGCUGCUGCGGCGCUGCCGCAAGGACGAGGGCAGCGGGCUGCUGCUGCUGCCGCUGGGCGACGCGCGCCGCCUCACCUUCCGCGGGCUGCGCAAGCAGAUCACCGUGGAGGAGCUGGUCCUGUCGCAGGUGAUGGACGAGGCCACGGCGCAGCGGCUGCACGAGGGGCUGGCGUCCGUCGAGGAGGUCUCCAGGGACCUGAAGAAGUUCCUGGAGGGCACCAGCUGCAUCGCCGGCGUCCUCGUCGACUCCACCAAGGAGCGGCUCUCCGUCUACCAGGCCAUGAAGAAGGGCAUCAUCCGGCCCGGCACCGCCUUCGAGCUGCUGGAGGCGCAGGCGGCCACGGGGUACGUCGUCGACCCCAUCAAGGGGCUGAAGCUGACGGUGGAGGAGGCCGUGCGCAUGGGCAUCGUGGGGCCCGAGUUCAAGGACAAGCUGCUCUCGGCCGAGCGCGCCGUCACCGGCUACCGCGACCCCUACACCGGGAAGCUCAUCUCCCUCUUCCAGGCCAUGAAGAAGGGGCUGAUCCUGAAGGACCACGGCAUCCGCCUGCUGGAGGCGCAGAUCGCCACCGGCGGCAUCAUCGACCCCGAGGAGAGCCACCGCCUGCCCGUCGAGGUGGCCUACGAGCGCGGGCUGUUCGACGAGGAGAUGAACGAGGUGCUGUCCGACCCCAGCGACGACACCAAGGGCUUCUUCGACCCCAACACGGAGGAGAACCUCACCUACCUGCAGCUGAUGGAGCGCUGCGUCACCGACCCCGAGACCGGGCUGCGGCUGCUGCCGCUGAAGGAGAAGAAGCGCGAGAGGAAGACCUCGUCCAAGUCGUCGGUCCGCAAGCGCCGCGUGGUCAUCGUCGACCCGGAGACGGGCAAGGAGAUGUCGGUGUACGAGGCGUACCGCAAGGGCCUCAUCGACCACCAGACCUACCUGGAGCUGUCGGAGCAGGAGUGCGAGUGGGAGGAGAUCACCACCUCCUCGUCGGACGGCGUGGUCAAGUCCAUGAUCAUCGACCGGCGCUCGGGCCGCCAGUACGACAUCGACGACGCCAUCUCCCGCGGCCUCAUCGACCAGUCGGCGCUGGACCAGUACCGCUCCGGCGCGCUCUCCAUCACCGAGUUCGCCGACAUGCUCUCCGGCAACGUGGGCGGCUUCCGCUCGCGCUCGUCCUCCGUGGGCUCCUCCUCGUCCUCCUACUCGGCCAGCCCGGCCCCGCCGAGGCUGCCCGGCGCGGCGUGGAGCGACCCCAGCGAGGAGACGGGCCCGGUGGCCGGCAUCCUGGACACCGACACGCUGGAGAAGGUGUCCGUCACCGAGGCCAUGCGCCGCAACCUGGUGGACAACAUCACGGGGCAGCGGCUGCUGGAGGCGCAGGCCUGCACCGGCGGCAUCAUCGACCCCGGCACGGGCGAGCGCUGCUCGGUGGCCGACGCGGUGAGCAAGGGGCUGGUGGACAGGAUCAUGGUGGACCGCAUCAACCUGGCGCAGAAGGCCUUCUCCGGCUUCGAGGACCCGCGCACCAAGACCAAGAUGUCGGCGGCGCAGGCGCUGAAGAAGGGCUGGCUGUACUACGAGGCCGGGCAGCGCUUCCUGGAGGUGCAGUACCUGACCGGGGGGCUGAUCGAGCCCGACGCCGCCGGCCGCGUCUCCCUGGACGAGGCGCUGCAGAAGGGCACCAUCGACGCGCGCACGGCCCAGAAGCUGCGCGACGUCGCCACCUACUCCAAGUACCUCACGUGCCCCAAGACCAAGCUGAAGAUCUCCUACAAGGACGCCAUGGAGCGCAGCAUGAUCGAGGACGGCACCGGCCUGCGGCUGCUCGAGGCCUCGGCCCGCUCCUCCAAGGGAUACUACAGCCCCUACAACGUCAGCGGCGCCGGCUCCGCCGCCGGCUCGCGCUCCGGCUCCCGCACCGGCUCGCGCUCGGGAUCGCGGCGCGGCAGCUUCGACGCCACCGGCUCCGGCUUCUCCAUGACCUUCUCGUCUUCCUCCUACUCGUCCUCCAGCUUCGGCCGCAGAUACGCCGCGGCCCCGCGCGGCGCCGGCGAGGCGGCCGCGCCGGCGUUGGCCCCGGGGUGGGCGGCGCUCCCCGGCGCGGCGGCGCUGAGCGCGGCGUGAUGAUGGUGCCGCCACGCCGGCCCCUCGCCGGCCCGCUUCCUUCCUUCCCCCUACCCCCACCCUUGGCCCUUUUUAAACUCGAUAGCCUUCUUCCAAAGCAGUGCCUAAACAAGUUUAACCAAAAAAAAAAACAACAAAGAAAGACUCCACUAAUAUAUUAAUAAACGCCAUCGCUCCGACA
Gallus gallus (chicken) is the source of this 11302-nucleotide messenger RNA. RefSeq names its product plectin-like. The record is from RefSeq and is a predicted model, not a curated record. Gene Ontology annotation, cellular component: membrane; keratin filament; cytoskeleton. Gene Ontology annotation, biological process: wound healing; intermediate filament bundle assembly. Gene Ontology annotation, molecular function: keratin filament binding; structural molecule activity. Lineage: Eukaryota; Metazoa; Chordata; Aves; Galliformes; Phasianidae.